CUUUAGUUUGUUUUUCUUGGUUUUGUUUUGCGUUAUUGUCGAGUUGCGUGAAUAAUAACUUUUACAAAAUUUGUAUUUUGUGUUACUUCAUCUAACUAAAUUUAUAUUUAAAAACAUUAGUGGUCCAGUGUAUGUGUGUACAAGAUAUUAAAUAAUGGCUGCAGCACCAGUGGAAUUGUCGAUUGUAGAAAUAAGAAAAUACAUGCUCAGUAACGAUUUCAAGGUGACAAAUCAUGCGUUGGUUAAGCAUUUCAAGCACUUUCUCACCAAACCCGAUACCCAAAACGAGGCGCGCAAGCUAUUUAAAGUUUACGUAAAUAUUUUGGCUACCAUUAAAAAUGAAAAUAAUCAAAAGUAUUUAAUAUUACGUAAAAAGUACAUAAAUGAACUGCCACCCGAUGACGUUGUUCAGCGGGCAGUAGCUGCAGCUGGCGCUGAAGCUAUGCCUAGUAGCCCCGGUGGCAUGUCAUUGAUAUCGGAAAGCGCAAUGGUGUCGCCAAUACGACAGCCUCCACCAUACGUGCCACCGCCUGAAGUAACAACACCCAACGUGAACUGCGGUUGUUUAGAUAAAAUAGUGGAAGUAGCCACAAUAGAAACCAGUAAAACAGCAAAGGCAGUAUUUGCAGAGCCUGAAAUGCAUGCGUUAGAAACAAAUAAAAAUCAAGAAGAAAAAAAAGAAUCAGAGGUCGAAAAGCGUUUACAAGCCAUUUUGAAAGAGGAACAACGAGAGGAUAAAGAAAAUAUUCCGCGCUUCUCGUUUUCCUCUGCAGAUUCGGCAGCUUCAGUUAGCAGCAAGUCCAGUAAGGAAACAAUUGACUCAGACGUCGAUCCUCCCGGCAAUAAUGUAAGCGUAAAAGAGGCUACUCGUAAAUAUAAUCGGCUUGUGUCUGAGGAAGAAGCAAAAGCAGCUGUGGUAUCACCUUCAGCUAAAAAGAAACCCGAAGAAAAAGAAGAGUUUGGUCAGUGUUACAUAACGAAAUUUCUUGACUAGCUAAUGUGAAAUGUCGGAUAUGGCCCUUGCUUUAGAAAGCCAAGCAAGCCAAGCGCAAUCAACCACAACAAUAAAAAUGCAAAACAAAAUGUGCUCAAAUUAUGCAAGCUCGGAGGAAAACAUCAACCUGAGCGAAUGUGAUUCUGAUAAAAAUAAAAUAAAAAUUUGCUUGAACGAAAUACAAAAACCCAGUGUACCUAGUUAAUAUUAUUAUUAUUAUUUAUUAACAAAUUAACCAAAUUAUUACGUUAAUAUUGAGCGCGCAUUAGCUGCCAGGACUAUCAGCUCUACAA
This is a messenger RNA of Anastrepha ludens (Mexican fruit fly), 1287 nucleotides long. RefSeq names its product ankyrin repeat domain-containing protein SOWAHB (gene sowah). The transcript has 3 exons. The record is from RefSeq and is a predicted model, not a curated record. Lineage: Eukaryota; Metazoa; Arthropoda; Insecta; Diptera; Tephritidae. The coding region runs from base 155 to 994 and encodes 279 amino acids.